This is a messenger RNA of Helianthus annuus (common sunflower), 435 nucleotides long. RefSeq lists its product as uncharacterized. NCBI's taxonomy places the organism in Eukaryota, Viridiplantae, Streptophyta, Magnoliopsida, Asterales, Asteraceae. The record is from RefSeq and is a predicted model, not a curated record. The transcript has 2 exons. The coding region runs from base 19 to 435 and encodes 138 amino acids.
GGUGCAAGGAUACGAAACAUGGACCAAAUGACGUCGAAGUGGACGGAUUUGAACGGGAAAAUUAGCAAGUUCAACGCUUGUUUCAUUCAAAAGAACCGAAACCCACAAAGUGGAGCGAGCGAGGCGACGAUCAUGCAACAAGCCACCGAAGAGUAUUGCCGAGUGUACAAAAAGAGAACUUUUCCACACGUGGGGGCAUGGGAAGUUGCGAGACAUCACCCGAAGUGGGUCCCCGUUGAGUUGGUUGACAUGCGUGGUCCUACGGCUCCAAAAAAACGAGGCGGUUCGAAAAGAUCAAAGACAUCCGAGUCGGGGAACUACACGACUUCCGCGUCGGAUAACUUGCCCGAAAUGAACUUAAACGACGACCCCCUUGACGAACCCGAUCAACCCCUUGACGACCCCGUUGAAGAAGAUACACCCACAAGGCCAUGA